Molecule: messenger RNA, 443 nt
Organism: Cuscuta epithymum
Lineage: Eukaryota; Viridiplantae; Streptophyta; Magnoliopsida; Solanales; Convolvulaceae
Source: the annotation of a GenBank genome assembly
GGGAGAGAGAUUCCGGCAGCGUCACCGCCGGCCGUUGGCUUUAUAGCCGGGCACCGGUUGGAAACGGAUUCAGCCGGGUGUUGGGAUGCUCUGUGGGAGAUAAAGUCUUGCAUGAGUGAGAUCGAGGCUUACUUCAUCAACGGGACGAUCGACAUUGGGGCAGAGUGCUGCGAAGCCAUCACCACCAUCACGCGCCACUGCUGGCCGGCUGUUCUCUCCGGCAUCGGCGUUUCCCCGGAGGAGUCCGACAUUCUCAGAGGCUAUUGCGACGCCGCCGAAUCGUCGCCUCCGGCUGAUGAUGUCGGCGGCUCGUUUCAACCCAGUCCAAGUCCUCCUGUCGUCAAUUAGUAUAGUACAGUACAAAUCAUGCUGGUCUUCGUGGCAACUGCCGCCCGGCUGCCACGUGUACCUACAUGUCUGAAGGAUCGAUCGAUCAUCUGAAU